This is a messenger RNA of Osmia lignaria (orchard mason bee), 1690 nucleotides long. RefSeq names its product EF-hand domain-containing family member B. NCBI's taxonomy places the organism in Eukaryota, Metazoa, Arthropoda, Insecta, Hymenoptera, Megachilidae. The record is from RefSeq and is a predicted model, not a curated record.
UGAUUUGAAUAUUGCUGUAGCCGUGGAAGAAUAUAAAUGAAUCGAUACAUUUUUUACAUUGAAUAUAAAAUAUAUGUUAUUUAUUUAUUUAUUUAUUUAUCUAUCUUGCAAUGGCAAAAUAUUGUGUAAAGAAUCGAAAAGAACUUUUGGAUGAAAUUAAUGAAAACAGAAAUUCUGUUAAUAAAAAAUCUAAACAUGGUGAAACUUCAACAUACAAUAUUAAGGAAUGUUUUGAAGAAUAUUCUUUAGAAGACAAAGUUGAAACUUUAAAAAGUAUACUCUCUCAUAAUGGAAAGCUUAAACAAAAUGAACCAUCAAAUAUAAAUAAUAUAUUACAUAUUAAGAAACCAAUUGGUGUAAAAGAAUGCUUGCAAGCAAAUCAAGAAACACCAUUUCAAACACUUAUCUUUGAGCUAAAAAAUACUGUAAUGAAUAGUUAUUGGAAUAAAGAAGUUGGAAAAACAUGUUAUCAAGUUCCAAACCUUCCUGUUGGUAUGAAUCCACUGGAAACAACUUUUGGGAAAAGAAUUGAGCCUGGAGAGACUGUGGCUAAAAUUUUGCAUGAAAAAAUGAAUAAAAAUAAUAUAUUAGAGAAAGAUAUUGUAGAGAUGUAUAAAAAAAGUCACAAUAGUUACCUGCCUGCAGAGCAAAUCAAAAGACAUUAUAAGUCACCAUUUAAUGAGAAUUUAUACUUUGGAAAACCAAUUAAUAUUAGAGCUAAAGGUACAGGAGUGAAGAAACUCUUAAAAUGGAUUGAUGUUGAUACCCAUACAAUUAUUGAUCCUAAGUUUUCAGAUUUUAAAGAACAUUCUAAUGUCGAAGAAGUAAGUAAUUUAAACAACACACCUGUAUGUACAAACAUGGAACAUGAUACAAAUAAAAGAACAGAUAAAGAAGAAAUAAGAAAUGUCUUCAACGAAUGUUCUCUAAAUGAUGAAACAAUAAAGCAGUAUAAUUAUUUGCAGUAUAUAAAUAACUUACGUCUAAAACUUAAAAAGCGCAUUCCAGAAAUUCAAUUUGUAGAUAUUUUUGAAGACUUACUUUAUUUUGAUAAAGAUUAUAUAGAAAUAUUGCCAGCAGAUAAAAUUUUCCCGAUUUUAGCGAAAUAUAAAAUAUACGUAAAUGAAGUACUUUUAAUGCCAUUAUUGGAUCUUCUUCAAAUACGCAAAGGAAAAACAGUUAAUUACAGAGCAUUAUUGAAUCUUUUAAAUUGGAGAUAUGAUUUUCCUACAUUACCAAAAAUAGAAAAAUUACCUUUAGACUGCCAAUAUUAUAAUACUACAUAUAAUGAAACAAUAGGGAAUUUACAAGAAAUAAAUACUACAAGUAUUUCUGCAGCUGGAAUUUCAUCUAAAAAUAUGGAAGAUAAUAAAACUACUGCUUAUAGUCUAAUAUUUCCAAAUAUUUUCACAAGAUAUGGUCUUAGUCAACUAGAUCUCUCCAAACCUCGGAGUAAAGAAGAAGUAAAAAGCAUUUUUGAAAAUAUUGAAAUUCAAUUUCCUAACAAUAGUUUUGAUUUGCUUUGGGAAGAAGGUUUAAAAAAAAGUGGUGAGAACAAUCUAUCUAUAGAAGCUUUCAAUAACUUAUUUGAUCAAUAUAACUAUUGAAUUAACAAAAAAAGUAUUUAUACCUAUAAACUAUCAUUAAAAAUUACUGUGAAUUAUCAAUUUAUUAACAAUGCCUGCAUAUU